GUUAGAGUUCCCAAGUUCAGAACUUGCUGCAAAAUAGUGAAAAAUUUAACAUUUUUGAACUAUAUUUCGUGUGCAAUAAGAACUGAACUCUAGUCGUGGUUCUUGAACAGAUAGCAUAAUAACACGAUGAGACUGUCCGUGAUAAAUUUCUUCAAGAAAAGUGUAAAUGGCCACAUCUUCCGCGGUAAACAUCGGCUGGUGAAACGAGUAACGCCGCGCUCAACCGCUUCACUGAUCCGGGAGUACGAGCAAACGGAGGCAAACAUGAAAUUACUGCUUUAUCCGUACCUCUCGAGGGAGCAAUCGAGCGGGCACGCGAAGGAACUGGGCAAAAAGGAACAAAUUGUGGCCCGAUGGCGUGAAGAGCAGCUGAAAAUGAAACCUCACGUAACGAUCGCCGAACGGUUGGCGCAUCUCGAGGUGAAGAACGUGUGGGAUUAGACGGCUAAGCUGCCACCCUUUCGGAUAGAAUCAUUGUAAAUGAGACAAGAAUAUAAAUAGUAGCACAAUAAGGAUUUAUUGAACGCCUAGCGUUUCUAUUAACAAUGCACUUAAAUAUGUUG
This is a messenger RNA of Anopheles darlingi, 563 nucleotides long. RefSeq names its product ribosomal protein 63, mitochondrial. Bases 127 to 441 code for a protein of 104 amino acids. Gene Ontology annotation, molecular function: structural constituent of ribosome. The transcript is spliced from 2 exons. Lineage: Eukaryota; Metazoa; Arthropoda; Insecta; Diptera; Culicidae. Gene Ontology annotation, cellular component: mitochondrial ribosome. The record is from RefSeq and is a predicted model, not a curated record. Gene Ontology annotation, biological process: mitochondrial translation.